AUGCCGAAGCCGUUCCUAACGAAUUAUCAGCCACCUGUUAUCGCCGCUGGCGGCAUCAUGGUCAUCUCACUUUUCGUCUUGCUCGUGUGCAGCCUUGCAGUGGACGGACUGACCAGAAAGAUUCCUCCGCAAGCACGAAUGUGCAUACCAAAUUUCUUCACAACAAACGUGCCAUUCCGUGGGUCGGAUGAGGUCAAAUCCGAUGCGGUUCUCACACUGUGUGGCCACAAGCAAAACCACUGUGCGACAUUUGGCCAUACAGAGACAUGCUGCCCGCCAGACACGACCUGUCGCGGCUCAUCGCAAACAUCCUCUCACGUCUUCUGCUGUCCUAAUGCCUUCUCUUGCUCUGAGAACAUGGAUCAACGCCCUAUGCACAUGCUCGAAGGUCCCGCCUCUGUUGGCGGUGGCUGUUGCGCCACUGUCUUGCGCUGUGCAUCUGACCUGUGCUUCGAAUAUCACUAUAAGACUUCGGCGGUGUUCCAACCCUUUCCCAUUCACAACAGUACAUCCUCCGAUUCCCAAGGCUUCUAUGAUGGCGUCAGCCUGGCCACUAUGGGCACUUUGCAAAAGUCUUUUCCACCCAGCAGCCUCUCUGAUGAUAGAACCGUACCAACAUAUGCAUUGCAGAAUUGCCAGCCAGAGGACAUUGGUCAGAAGGGUCAGGACUUGCCAAUCAGCGACAAAAUUCUUGGAAUCCCCACGGCCUGGAGAGCGAAGAUUAGCGAAAUCGCCAUGAAAAGUCAGGCUGAAGAGAACUGGGAUGGCAAGAGUGGGAAAAGAAGAUUGCGCAGACUUGGAUGCGUCGUUAUGGGAUUGUCAGUGAUCACCGUGGUCAUGUUCGUGUUUUAG
Messenger RNA from Letharia columbiana, 852 nucleotides. RefSeq lists its product as uncharacterized. NCBI's taxonomy places the organism in Eukaryota, Fungi, Ascomycota, Lecanoromycetes, Lecanorales, Parmeliaceae. The record is from RefSeq and is a predicted model, not a curated record. The transcript is spliced from 2 exons. Bases 1 to 852 code for a protein of 283 amino acids.